Molecule: messenger RNA, 834 nt
Organism: Schistocerca serialis cubense
Lineage: Eukaryota; Metazoa; Arthropoda; Insecta; Orthoptera; Acrididae
Exons: 5
Coding region: 1-684 (227 amino acids)
Biological process (GO): G protein-coupled receptor signaling pathway
Cellular component (GO): neuron projection
Source: RefSeq, a predicted model, not a curated record
AUGCCUCACAAGCUCUUAACUGAUAAAACAAAUAAAUAUCUGAUCGUCGAGAUCAACGCGCAGGUGGCGCUGUUCCGCGACCUGCUGAUCCACAUCGGACAGCCGAGGGACUGCCCCGAGCUCAGGGAGAAGAUUCGCAAGCUGCGUCGCACCUGCGUGGACGCCUGCCGGCACACCUGCCAGCUGUUGCUGCCACAGGUCCGCAGCGCCGUGGCGGAGGGCAUCCCGGCAGACAACCCGCACCUGGUGCUGCUGUUCUUCAUCUCGCAGCUGCUGCUGAGAGAGCUGGCCAAGUGCCGACGGCUCGUGCAGGUGGUGCCCAUGGACAUGUCCGGCCUGUAUGAGAACCGGCCGGGUCCGUCGAACCUGGGCAACGUGAUCAGCCAGAUCCUUCUCUGCAAGACCAUCACGCCCGACUUCAACCAGGAGGAGCUGUGCAGCAUCGCCAAGGACUCGCAGGACGUGCUGCGGCUGUUGCAGGACAUGCAGGAGUACCUGCCGAGGCAGGAAGCGGGCACAGAGCGGAACUCGGCGCUCCAGGAGGCGGAAGGCAGCCGCAGCGGAGGCGGCGCCGGGGCCGCUGGGGGCGGCCAGUGGUCGCGCAAGCGGCGCCGCCGCUCCUCCAGCCUCUACAAGAACGUCGGCUCGUUGUGCUGCCUCUGCAGCCGACCCAACUACCUGUGACUGGCGCUCCCCCAGCCUCCACAAGAACGCCAGUCCCUCUCCGGAACCGACCCAACUACCUAAUACUGCCGCUUCUGCAACCUCUACCACCGGGUCCCGCUGCCAUUGCUGCACCGGCCGUGACCUCACCGACGGGACGCCACCUGAUGA